CCAACCAGCGAGUGUAAUACAUCCAUCAAUCAAAACAACCUCUAGUCUCCGCGAAAAAACACGUGAACACAUGGAAGUUACCUCGUUGCUGGCCGUCUUCUUUGCCCUGACCUUUGCGGCCUCCAACGCCAAGGAGAUCCCGGAUCAAAUCCAUCCACUCCGACCGCAGUCUGGGGCGGCCGGCCGCAAGAUCCCGGGCGUUCACUGCCUCAGCUGGCGGCUCGCUGUUGAGACUGACAAUAUCCGCAACUGGGACGUGGUCCCGCAAGUGUGCGAGAACUACGUGGGACACUACAUGCUGGGUGGACAGUACCGGAUGGACUGUUACGCAGCUGCUGCCGCGGCAUAUGAGUACGCCAAGAGCCUAACUUUGGGCAAGGAUGGGAAGGAUGUCUGGAUUUUCGAUGUCGAUGAGACUGCCCUCUCUAACCUUCCCUAUUAUGCUCGUCCCGACAAUGCAUUUGGGGCCAAGGAGUACAACGAGACGACUUUCCAGGAAUGGGAGAAGGAAGGGAAAGCGCCGGCUGUACCGGCAGUUCUUGACCUUUACAAGAAGUUGUUGAAGUUGGGGUUCAAGAUCGUUUUUAUCUCUGGCAAGGCCGAGAGUUUGAGAAAAAUUACCACUCAGAACAUGCACAAUGUGGGCUACCACACUUGGGAGAAGCUCGUUCUAAAGAGCGCAGAGGAGAAAGCCGAGAGUCUCAAAGCCUACCAGUACAAAUCGAGGGAGAGGACGAAACUGGUGAAGAAAGGAUACAGAAUCCUAGGGAACUUGGGAGACCAGUGGAGUGACAUAAUUGGGGCACACGUUGGCAACCGUACCUUCAAACUCCCGAAUCCGAUGUUCUACAUCGCUUAAUUUAUCGAUGCUGAUAAUAACCUCCGCGUAUCGAACUAUCACUGUUGGAAUGACUAUGUAAACCACAGUACCAGAGGAAGUCUCUACAUCCCUCUCUCGGAUUAUUGUUCUAAGAGAUUUUUAUGCUUCCCAACUAAUAGAAAAAAACUCAAAGAAAAAUUCCGUUCUAAAGUCUGGUGGAUGAGAGUGGCAUUGGACAUCCGAUGUCAAAUCCGAGGAAUUAAAGUUACUAAUGUCUGCUCUUUGGUUGCAGUAACAAGAUAGUAUUGUUUGGACUGAAUCUAGAUCUGGACAUUUUACUUUUACCUCAGUUUGGAAGCAGCUCUAAACAAAAAGAAAAAGUAAAGGUUCAAUGGAAUAAAGCAAUAUGAUUCCCAUGGAAUAUUCCAAGGAUCUCUUUUAUUUGUUGGCUCACUUUGAAAGAUAGGAUUGUUACAAAAGAGAGCCUAUUGGGAUGGGGAUUUACAGUAACUACUCUAGAAUGUGAAUUCUAUAUUUUGGAAAUUGAA
This is a messenger RNA of Punica granatum (pomegranate), 1368 nucleotides long. The record is from RefSeq and is a predicted model, not a curated record. NCBI's taxonomy places the organism in Eukaryota, Viridiplantae, Streptophyta, Magnoliopsida, Myrtales, Lythraceae.